AUGAGGCACUCAACCGGCCCCGGCCGCGUUAGCGCGGCUUUCGGCAUGCUCUUUGUUCUCGCACUCCUCACCAUCACCCUGCUCUCCGCACCAACAAGUGCGAUGGGAGUAGUGGCAUUCGACUACGGCACAGAAUGGAUGAAGGUGUCCCUCGUCAAACCAGGUUUACCCUUCGACGUGGUAUUGGACCGCGACUCGAAGCGCAAGAUCCAGUCCGCUGUCUCUUUCAAAAAGUGGGGUCUUGACGAAGAGAUCCUGUUCGGUACCAACGCUUACAACCACGCUACACGCGAACCCAAGCAGUCCUUCUACGGCCUCAAGACACUGCUCGGCCGUACAACAAACGAGGAGGACAAGGAAUACGUCAAUCUCUACACUUCAAUCUUUGGCAACAAUGUCAUCAGCUCAGAGCGCGGCACUUGCUCACUGCAAAGACCUUACAAGCCUGAUCCCAAGCUUUCUUCAUUGCCGGUGUUGACAGUGGAGGAGUUGGUCGGUAUGCAGUUGGAGUACGCAAAGAAGCUGGCGGAGGAAACGGCUGGUGAGCGCGUCAACCCUUCGCUGCCCGCAGGAUUCAACAUUGGCUCGUUCGGCGGUCUUGAUGCUGUUGUAACUGUGCCGGCCUUCUUCAACGCACAGGAGCGUCAGGCGAUUGUCGACUCGGCUAUUCUCGCUGGCUUCCGUCCCCGCCUUGUGUCGGACGGCGCAGCGGCGGCUGUCAACUACGCUCAGACUCGAUCUUUCCCUCUGCCUGAGAAGCAUCUCUUCUUUGACGUCGGCUCUGGUUCUGUCCGCGCCACUGUGGUCGAGUUCAGCACCAAGCCCAUCACCAUUGACUCGGUCCUCUCGUUGGGCAAGGCACAGAAGGAAGCCACCAUCGUCGAUGUCAAGGGUGUUGGCUGGGAACGCAACGUUGGUGGACUCAAGCUCGAUCUUAUCUUGCGCGACAAGCUUGCCGUUGACUUCGACGCCAAGUACAGCAGUCAGAUUGGCGGUUCGAUCCACAACAACCACCGAGCUAUGGCCAGGUUGCUUAAAGAGGCGAACCGUGUCAAGCACAUUCUCAGUGCCAACGACAUGGCUUCUAGCAGCGUCGAGAGCCUUGUUGACGAGAUCGACUUCCGAACUAUGAUUCAGCGUCAAGACUUCGAGGAUGCUGUAGCAGCAGCUGGGAUGGUGCCCAAGUUCACUUCGCCCAUCAACCAGGCUUUGUCGAAUGCAGGAUUGAAGUUGAGCGAUAUCAACUCGAUCGUUCUUGUUGGUGGAAGUACUCGUGUGCCUCUCGUUCAGAACGCACUGCGGGAGGCAGGUAUUCCGGACUCGAAGCUCGCCCAGAACGUCAACGCUGAUGAGGCUGCAGUAAUGGGUGCUGCUUUCUACGGUGCCAGCUUCAACCCUCAAUUCCGCAUGAAGGAGAUUCGGGCUUACGACCUCGUCCCUUACGCCGUCAACCUCAAGAAAGCCGACGACAAGACCGAGACCAUCUUCCCCGCCACUUCGUACGAGGUCGAACAGGUGCUGCGUCAGUACGAAAACGUCAAGGAAGACUUUAUAUUUGAGUUGGAGUACGAUGCUGCUUCGCAAAAGGCGCUGGGUGCCAACACGGAUCGGGCUAUCUCGAUGGUCGAGAUCACGGGUAUCGAUGACUUGCUCAAGGACAUCAAGGCGAGUGGACAGCUAGAUCAUAUUGACACACAGGUCAACUUGACAGUGUCUAGCAAGCCAUUGGGAACGUAUGCGGUGGAGAACGUGGUGAUGGUGAUCAAGCCCAAGGCUGGUGGGAUUGCUGGUGCACUCAAGUCGUUCUUUGGUGUUUCGACUCCCAAGAAGGCUGCGAAUGGUACAUCUACGAACAGCACCACCUCAACGACCAACGGUACUGCUGGUGAUGCAGCUGAUGCCGAAUCCGCCGCCGCCGAUGCCGAUGCAAAGGGAGAUGAGACCCUCACCUCCGUCCCAGCCAAGGACAAGAUCGUCAAACUCACCGCUCGCACCAUCCCUCAAAACGACCACGUCCGGCCCCUCUCCGGCGACGAGAUCAAAAAGAGCAAAGACAAGCUUUGGAUCAUGUCCCAAGCCGCCUCUCGUAAAGCUCAACGCGAAGAAGCGCGCAACGCCAUCGAAUCUUACCUCUACCGCGUACGCGAUCUCGUCGACGACCCAACUUUCGCUUCUGUCUCCAAAGACGCCGAACGCAAAGCCAUCUCUGCCAAAACAGAAGAGCUCUCAGCUUGGCUCUCCGACGAUGGGGAAACAGCCGACACUUCCACUCUCAAACUCAAACGUGCUUCGCUCGAAUCUCUCAUCAAGCCUCUCGAAACGCGUUUGGAGCAGAACAGGCUGCGUGACACAGCAUUUGCUGAGUUCGAAGUAGCACUUGAAGAGGCGAAACAGUUUGUUGCCGAGGCGAAGACGAAUCUGACAGCAGCCAUCGAGAAGAACGAGUCGAGCAAGUACAGCGUUACCGAGUUGGAUUCGUUGAGUGCAACGAUCGAGAAGGAUGGGGAGUGGUUCAAGAAGGGUAAGGCUUUGCAGGAGGAGAAAGGGCCCAGUGAUGAUCCGGCAUUGUUGAGCACGGAGGUGGAUGCAAGGAGGAGGAAGGUUGCGGAGACGAUCAAUAAGAUUAAGAAGAGGAGGAUUGCUAAGACUAGGCCUCAGAAGAAACCAAAGAACGAGAAGAAGGAAGAGAAAAAGGAAGAGAAGAAGGAAGAGAAAAAGGAAGAGAAGAAGGAAGAGGAGUCUCCUCGUCAUGAAGAGCUCUGA
Molecule: messenger RNA, 2763 nt
Organism: Ustilago hordei
Lineage: Eukaryota; Fungi; Basidiomycota; Ustilaginomycetes; Ustilaginales; Ustilaginaceae
Exons: 1
Coding region: 1-2763 (920 amino acids)
Biological process (GO): endoplasmic reticulum unfolded protein response; negative regulation of hypoxia-induced intrinsic apoptotic signaling pathway; cellular response to hypoxia
Cellular component (GO): endoplasmic reticulum chaperone complex
Molecular function (GO): ATP-dependent protein folding chaperone; ATP binding
Source: RefSeq, a predicted model, not a curated record